AUGGCCUCCCGCAGGUCCCUGGGCGGCGGUCGCGUGCUGGGGAGCGGGAGGAAUCUGUCGCCCGCCGUGACGCCCGCCGCGUCGCCCGCCCCGCACGCUCUGCAGGCGCCCCAGGCGCAGCAUGGCCGCAAUACCAGUCUGCUGUCGCCGUCGGAGAGCUCGCUGUCGCUGAGCAGCCAGACGUCCAACAGCCCCGCCAGCACCGCCGAGACGAGGGAGGAUAUUGGCAGCAAGGUCCUGCUGGGGCCGAGCGAGAAUGCCGCCGCCCGUGCCAGCAGCCGUCUGGCGUGUCCGAUAUGCAGCGAGGAGAUGAUGACGCUCCUCCAACUGAACCGACAUCUCGACGACAACCACCAGAACCUCGUCGAGGAAGAGCAGGAUGAGGUCAAGAACUGGUUCGAGGAGCAGAUGGUCAAGGCCAAGAAGUUCCAGCCGCUCGCCGUGCUGAACCAGAAGCUCAAGGGACUCGACGUCUUCGAAUCGAACAGCGCGCCGACCCCCCCGCCCGCUGCCCACGCCCGCAGCGCCUCGAGCUCGCGCCUUGGUCACGAGACACCGCCUGCCGUUGUCCGCAGAGAUCCUGAGGAGGAGGUCACAAGGGCGCACUGGCAGAGGCCGAGCUACCGCGACGUGUGCUCGGACCCGGUUUGCGGCCGGCCGAUCACAGCAUCUGGGAUGGCCCUGGGCAAUAGCCAGACCGCUGUCAACUGCCGACAGUGCGGGCAGCUGUUCUGUGAAGACCACACAUUGUACCAGAUGCGGCUGUCGAGGGCCGCAAAACACGAUCCCGUCAGAGGCAUCUGGUGUCGAGUCUGCGAGACGUGCUACAAAUCAAGAGAAGGCUACAACGACCAUCAUGGAUUUGAGCGAAAUCACUUCGACGAGUUUGCCAAAAUUCGGCGACGGAGGGUGGACAGAGAGUACAUGGAGGUCAGCAGGCUGGAAAAGCGCCUCACAAAACUGACUCAACUGCUUACCAACCCGCCGCCUAUUGAGGAGGCGCCGAGCGCUGGAGGCUGGUUUGGGCUGUCCACAGUCGGUAUCAAUACAGCCAAAAGCCAGCGUAAAGCUCUUGAGCAGUCCAUCAUCACCUGGGAGGAAGAUACAACAGUCUCGCACUGCCCGUUCUGCCAGCAAGAGUUCUCGACGUACACAUUCCGGAGACAUCACUGUCGCAUGUGCGGGCGAGUGGUCUGCGGCGAUCCAACCACCGCAUGUUCGACGGAGAUUGGACUGAAUGUGAACCCGAAGAAAUCAGAAAAGGCGACGGACCAAAUGAGCGUCGACAUACGUAUGUGCAAGGACUGUAAUCACACUCUGUUCAGUAGAAACGACUUUAAGCGAGAGAUGGCCGAAAGACCAAAAGACCAACGAUCGUAUGAAAACCUGGUGCAGUUCGAAAGAGGCAUCCGGCUGCUGUUGCCGCGAUUCCAAAAGCUUUUAGUAGCCCUACAGGAUCCCGAGAAACCACCAACGCCACAGCAGCUCACAGACGCGACAAAGGUCCGAAAACGACUGAUGGAUGCGUUCGCCCAGUUCGACGCAGCCGCAAAACGAAUACGCGACCUGCCCACAGACUCGCCUACACAAAAGAAGCUCCAAAAGGCCGUACACCAACAAGCCUACAGCUUCCUGAGCCUGCACAUGCUGCCCCUGCGCUCCCUCCCCAAGAUCCUCAAGCACGCUGCGCCCCAAGGCCAGCCCGCAAAACGCGGCGCUCUCGCCGCCAUCAAAGCGGGCCAUACCGCCGGCGGCAGUGGCGUCAGCAGCAGCGAAGUGUCGGCCAUGGAGAGCGAGGAGAAGGAACUGCGCGAGCGGCUCAUCGUGCUCGAAGAGCAGAAGUUCAUGGUCAGCGAGAUGGUAGCCGACGCGGCCAAGCACCGCCGCUUCGAUGAGCAGACCAGUCUCGCGCAGAAUCUCGCGGAUCUCAAUCAGGAGAUCGACCAGGUGAAUGGGCAGCUUGGACAGCUCGACUUUGCGGGCGCCUAUCAACGCGACAUUGGCAGUCCGGCGCUGUAG
Boeremia exigua is the source of this 2019-nucleotide messenger RNA. Its product is annotated as FYVE zinc finger-domain-containing protein. The record is from RefSeq and is a predicted model, not a curated record. The coding region runs from base 1 to 2019 and encodes 672 amino acids. The transcript is spliced from 3 exons. Gene Ontology annotation, molecular function: metal ion binding; DNA binding. Gene Ontology annotation, biological process: DNA repair. Lineage: Eukaryota; Fungi; Ascomycota; Dothideomycetes; Pleosporales; Didymellaceae.